Theobroma cacao (cacao) is the source of this 429-nucleotide messenger RNA. The record is from RefSeq and is a predicted model, not a curated record. Lineage: Eukaryota; Viridiplantae; Streptophyta; Magnoliopsida; Malvales; Malvaceae.
AUGGUCAAAGAAGCUGAGCAAGGUGUUCAUGUUUCACUAACCAAAGGAGUUAAGAGAUUUGAGAAAAAAGGGAAAUUAAGCCCUAGAUACAUCGGACCAUUUAAGGUUCUAAAAUGCAUGGGCAUAGUUGCUUACCACUUGGCAUUACAGCCAAAUUUGUCUGAUGUAUAUCUAGUUUUCUAUGUAUCCAUGCUUAAGAAAUAUGUUCCUAAUCCUUUGCAUGUGAUUCAAUAUGAGGAAGUUCAGUUGCAAAACAGACUUACUUAUGAGCAGCAGCCUGUAACCACAUUAGAUCAGCAAGUGCUACGGCUUUGCUCUAAGGACAUUUCUAUGGUGAAAGUAUUGUGGCAAAGCCAUUCAGUCAAUGAAGAAACAUGGGAACUAAAAGAUGAGAUGCAGGCAAAAUAUCCUUAUCCUUUUAAAGUUUAA